Molecule: messenger RNA, 958 nt
Organism: Lingula anatina
Lineage: Eukaryota; Metazoa; Brachiopoda; Lingulata; Lingulida; Lingulidae
Source: RefSeq, a predicted model, not a curated record
UAUAACGCGUAGUAACACCUUGGUAGUGCGUAGGUCACACUGUCGCAGGAGAGGAGGCUGUUGCUGCCGCUGAAGUUGUCAAAGAGACAGCACUUUAAACAUCAGUGAACAAUGGUCGUCUAUUUGAUCCAUUUUGCAGCACUGUAUGCUGCAGCCAUUACUGAAGUUAAACCCCAACCGGAAUGCAAUGACCUUUGUUGUGCAGGUGGAUAUAAUCAUUCGGGAAUUUGCAAGACACUGACAAAGUGUUCCAAAGAAGGACAAAUUAUCUGGAAAUCUGGAAACAAAACACAGGACAACAGAUGCUGGUGCGAUGGGUUAAAAGGUUAUGCACCUCGACGACCUAAAGAAUGUCGAAAAACAAACAAACCAGAGGCAUGUAUUUGUAUCCGCUGCUUAGAUGGAAAAUUACCAAACGUAACAGAAAAUGGCCAGGAUGUUGAGGACUUCGACGGAACGAAGCAUUGCGUAUCUAAAUGUGCACUGCCACCAGGAAGGAACAUAACAACAAGCAUACCAGACAUAUCAGACAGCACUCCAGGAACAUGCAAUUCUGGAGCUUUGGAGGAUAUGAUCAUUGCUAUCCUUGUUUUGGCGAUUAUAGAAACAGUGAUUAUGUCAAUAGUUGUGGGGCUGUGUAUAUGCUACCGCGAACAAAUAGCAUCUUGUUUGUCAUCUUUGAGAAGGAUAAUUAAUGAUCGGAAUAACGAACGUGACAACCCAGCAAAUCAGAAUAACGGACGUGACAAUCCAGCAAGUCAGCAGCAACAACAGGGCAGGCCAGCAAAAUCACAGAGAGAUAAACAGAAAACAGAUGCAAGUGGUUCAGAUGAACCGCUAACAGUUGCUCUGCAGAAUACUGAGCCCCAUGAAGGCAGUGAUCAUGCCACAUAUGCAUACAUGAAACAAAAUGAAAAAGCGGAAGGUGAGUGCCCUUAAAUAUUUUUAAGAAAGAAGC